Molecule: messenger RNA, 907 nt
Organism: Owenia fusiformis
Lineage: Eukaryota; Metazoa; Annelida; Polychaeta; Sabellida; Oweniidae
Source: the annotation of a GenBank genome assembly
AUAUACAGAUGCCCAUGCUGCAUGAGAGAUUAAAGGUCCUACAUGAAGUCGGCUCAAAGUUAGUUGAAAAGUACAAUGGCAGUUUUGUGAAUUGUAUAUAUGAAGCUGAUGGAAGUGCAAACAAAUUACUGGAGAUCAUCAUGGAAAACUUUCCUGCCUUCAGAGAUGUAGCCGAGUUCAAGGGAAAGCAAGUUGGCAUAUACAAAAGAGCCCAGAUUCUAAUAUCCGACAUAUGGGCAUGUUGUGAGGGUACUGGGCUAGGGGCAUUCAAAGAUGUAGACACUAUUACAAUGUUUGCUGAUUACAGAAUCCCUCAAAUCCUUGUAUAUUUUGGUGCCUUAGAAUACUCAGACCAUUUGAUGGAUCUCCUCAAAAAAGAUACAUUAUUCCAAAGUGGUGAUCAACUGGAAGUUGAGAUACGUGGUUGCAGCAUAUGGGCUGUUGAGUUGAUUGUUAGAGAAGCAAGAGAACUGAUGGCCAAGGAUGAAUCCCUGAAGGACAAUUCAAUGAAUGCAAUCAUGGUGGACCAUUAUUUGUGGGACUAUCGGGUGGCUCAUGCCAUAGAAACAAACCAUAUACCAAUACAUAAGAUACGUUGUAUAUACUACUGAUAUUGUGCAACUGUCCAAUAAUCUAUACUUUUAUUAAAAGUGCGGACCAUGAAUAAUGACGUAUACAAAUUGAAUACUGUAUUUGCAUUUAUCAGAUAUAAAUGUGUAACGAUAUUUGAUUUUGUCUUCCAUAAAACCCGAUAAUUUAUAACAUACUAUACAGUAAAACUUGUGUAUAAUGAACAUUUUUGCUGAGAAAAAGCAUUCAGUGUUGGUAGGUGUUCACUACGAGAGGGAAAUUUAGACAGAAGUAAGUAGUCUCUGCGGAGGAAGGGUAUCUACUAGAGACAUGUGUU